ACUCAUCACAUCAGUGUUUACAAUGGAGGAGAACUUAGCUUUAAAAGUAAUUUUACAGCCAACCGUUCACUUCAGUGACGAAGAAGAGCCUUAUCCACUACCUAAAGACAAGAGCCUAACAUUCUCACAGUAUCCCCAGACAGGACUAGAAGUGAAGAGAAGAAUACAAGACAAAUUUCACAUACCACUGUGUCUACAAACAAUUUAUUUUAAUUCAUUUGUACUCGAGGACAACCAGGAACUGAGAAACAUACACUUUAGAGACGGGGACACCCUCACAGUAUCCUACACUACUCAUGGCGACCUGGCUACUGUCCAGGACACACUAAAAUCAAUGAAACAGAUGCUGUUGACACUAACUCAUAUGUCUAAUGUUCUAAUCACCAACAAAAUGACUCCUGCAAUUGAAAGAAUGCUAGAUGACAAUCUCAAUCCAUUUGUCAUUAAGAAUCUUAUCGAAACUCAUUUAGUGAGGAUGCCACGAGAAAAAGCAGAAGCUAAUCAUCUUUAUUUUGUAUGCAAUGGUGGACUGCGAUUAGGACUUAAAAUACAUAAGAUACUAAGCAGCAUACCUUGGGAGAAGCACAUUCUCACCACACAAAUGCUUGAACAUCACAUACUAAACCUGCUAUUUUAUCUCUCUUCUAAAUAUGGUGUAAGGAUUCUGAUGAAACAGCAUCCCGGGAUUAUAAGCCAGCUAAGCAAGUCUGUACUACGUGUUCAGAUAACACCUCAUAAAGCUAUACUCUCCUCACCUCUGGAUAAAGUGAGCGCCACUUAUGGGAAUGCUCUACUAACAGAGACAAUGUACCAAGGAAUGAAUGUAAUUGUGAAUCUCUCUGAGUUGACAGAAUGUCAGAUUGAGAUAGUACAAACACCAGAACUAAUUGAACAGUUAGCAUUCUCAAUGCUCUCACCCUCUUAUUCCAUCAUAUGUCCUCAAACUGUCAUAUCAACGUUCCUAUGUCUUAGCUACUCGCCCCAGACCCACAACUACCUCACAGCUCCAGUCAUAACUCACACCAUAUUUGAGGUCUGCAAGAAGAUAGCACAAGAAUGGUCAUCAAGCAAUAGUCGCUAUGCACUGACCCAAGGGAGUAUCAUUAUAGUAAAAUAUUUCAUUACACUCUUCUUUGCAUUUGUUGGUACAGCCUCUGAGACAGGCCCUCGUAGACUAGAGCCGUUCCUUCCUGACAUUGUGUCACUAAUGCACAAGUUCUUACGUUGCACUACACCUAAGCAGGUCCACCAGUCUGAGGUAGAAUCAGGAUAUUUUGAGUCAACCUUCAAGCCUUACGUGUCGCUUUGCUAUUUCGAUUACAACAGGAAAAUCUCUAGUCCUCUCUGCAAAGAAUUACCUCUACUACCGGGGUUUUAUCAAACGUGUAUUCGUGCUGGUAUAUUUAGCCUUCAAACUAUGUCAUAUACUGACGAUUUCAAAGAAAUUGUGGAGAAUGAAGGACUCCAUGAUUACUUAAUGUGUCUUCCUUGGUACAUGAGAGAUGAUGAGCUAAGAGAAGAGGCUGAAGUUUUGUAUAGAUUGGUACAGGCUAAGAUAAAGACAUCAUGUCCUCCUACACUAGUUAACCUAAUAAAAGGAUAUCUAGCAACCAAUGCUGGCUUUACACUACAAGAACUAAUGUCACCUUCCUUCAUUGAGACACUCGAUCAAAGAUUAACUUAUAAUUAAGCUUGUACAAUUUUUAUAAUAAUUUGUAUAACAUUUUAAAAAUUAUUGAUUGGAAGCUUUAGUCAAACAAAUACA
Amphimedon queenslandica is the source of this 1765-nucleotide messenger RNA. RefSeq lists its product as uncharacterized. Gene Ontology annotation, molecular function: protein binding. Lineage: Eukaryota; Metazoa; Porifera; Demospongiae; Haplosclerida; Niphatidae. The record is from RefSeq and is a predicted model, not a curated record. The transcript is spliced from 3 exons. Bases 23 to 1690 code for a protein of 555 amino acids.